AGGCAUAGUCUUCCGUUAACAGUUACAGCUUCGACAAUUGAAUCAAGAUGAAGACACUUGUCAUCCUAGUCUUGGCGGUUUUUAGUGCUCAUGGACUUGAGAAGUCUCCCAGGCCACCAGGUUACGGUAUAUUCACAAAGAAUUUCAAAGUGAGAACAUUUUUGCGGGCUGGAGAUAUCGUCGAAGGGGAUAUCAUGCUGGACAGCAAAACUGCCUCUCUUUACCGUGGAGAAACCAGAAAUGCCAUGAAAAACGUGAACCUAUGGAAAAACGGAGUGGUGCCUUACAUUCUUGAUUCCAGCGUGGAUGAUCACCUGAAAAGCCAGAUCGAGGAAGGCAUCAGAGAAUAUCAUAAAUACACAUGUCUACAAUUUGUGAAGAGGACGAACCAAAGAGAUUAUAUCAGGAUUGUCAAACCAGCAUCAGGAUGUAACUCAAUGGUGGGCGCGAUCGGUGGGGAACAAAUCCUAAAUAUGGGAGAUGGCUGCCAGUAUGUUGGCCUGGUUCUUCAUGAGUUUGGUCACGCAAUCGGCUACUUUCACGAACACAACAGGCCUGACCGUGACGAUAAUGUAAACAUUUUGUGGGACAACGUUCAGUACGGUUUCAAGGACGCUUUUCGCAAGUACACUUUUGAUGAGGCAGAUGUCCAAGGCUUCAAGUACGAUCUGACAUCCAUCAUGCAUUACGAGAACUCUGCGUUUACCAACGGUUACUGCCGUCCAACUAUGCUUGUUAAGAAAGAUCCAUCGUACGAAGUGACACCAGUUUACCUGAGGAAGUUCAGUCCCCAAGACAUACAGAAAAUCAACAAACUUUAUAGUUGUCAGACAAACCAACUUCCUCCUACAGUUUUGCCCGGAAGUGGAAAUCCAGAUCCAUCUCAAUGUAAAUGCGAGGAUAAGUACAACGACUGUCAAGGUUGGAUGAACUCGGGUGAAUGCGGGCUCAAUCUCAUGUGGAUGUCGACGAAUUGCGCCAAAAGCUGCAGAACAUGCGGAGAGCCCCCCUCUGAUUGUCAGGAUGUGUACCCAGUGGCGUGCGAGACCUGGGGAGCUGGUGGCGAAUGUUCUAAGAACCCAAUAUGGAUGAACGCGCAUUGUGAGAGAACAUGCGCUCAGUGCAAAGGACCAACUCAAGCGCCUACCCCACCCCCUGUUGUUACAACUAAGCCACCCCAGCCUCCCAAGCCUACCACACAACCAACCGGAAACUGCAAAGACGUUUAUCCUAAAUACUGUCCCGACUACAAGAAAAGGGGAAUGUGCACCACUCAUGUCGACUACAUGACCAGUGUCUGCCCUGCUACCUGCGGAUUCUGUGGUGGAUCAGGGAAUUGUAAGGAUGUUUAUCCUCAGUACUGUCCAGGGUACAAACAAAACGGAAUGUGCACUGAUCCUAACUAUUUGGAUUACGUCAAAGAGGUUUGCAAGUGGACUUGCGGCUUCUGCAGCUGAGCCGUUCGUUGUUGAAACACGAAAGGACCCAUGACUGUUACAUGCUGCAAACUUACCAUGGAUCAUACAAGAAGAGAGCAUUUUCUUUACAAAGUCAAAGUUUUGCUUAGUUCGUUGAUGCAUCAUAAAGAAAUUAAAAGUGGUAUUGAUCCUGACUGAAAA
This is a messenger RNA of Pocillopora damicornis (cauliflower coral), 1619 nucleotides long. RefSeq names its product zinc metalloproteinase nas-6. The record is from RefSeq and is a predicted model, not a curated record. Gene Ontology annotation, molecular function: metalloendopeptidase activity; zinc ion binding. Gene Ontology annotation, biological process: proteolysis. NCBI's taxonomy places the organism in Eukaryota, Metazoa, Cnidaria, Anthozoa, Scleractinia, Pocilloporidae.